CUGCCUGGGCUGCGCGCGCUUCCGGGACUGCGGGGCGGAGCCGGGCUGCAGCGGGGGCUGCGUGCAUGCAUGCAUGGCUGCGCUCUACGGCGGCGUGGAGGGGGGGGGCACCCACUCCAGGGUGGUCCUGCUGUCGCAAGAUGGCACAGUUCUGGCGGAGAGUGAGGGGCCCUGCACCAACCACUGGCUGGUCGGCUCAGACAAAUGCCUGGAACGGAUCGAGGCCAUGGUCCGCGAAGCAAAAGGGAAGGCGGGUGCCGACGAGCAAGUUCCAUUGCACUCCUUGGUGAGUGUCCUCUGUUCUGGCUUUCUGCAGGUCUCUGACAGGAUGGGCCUUCUGACACACCUCUACCGCACCUUUGAGAAGUCCAAGUUCGCGGGAUUUUGCCAGAGGCUGGCAAAAGGAGCGCAGGCUGGGGAUCCCUUGUGUCAACAUGUUUUCAACAAGGCCGGGGCAGUCUUGGCACGACACGUCGUGGCUGUGUUGCCAAAAAUCGACAAGAGCCUUUUCCAGGGCAAGCUGGGGCUGCCGAUUUUGUGCGUGGGGUCGGUGUGGAACAGCUGGGAGAAGAUGAAAAACGGGUUCGUCAGCGUCUUGGGUGAACACUGCUGCAGCACUUUCUCCAGAUUCAGCCUCUUGAAGCUGAAACAGUCGUCUGCCCUGGGUGGGGCGAGCUUGGGGGCCAAGCACAUCGGGCAAGCUGUGCCCUUGGACUACGCUGCCAACGUGGACGUCUUCUACACACACUCCUUCUCCUGAGAGCCCUCCCAAGAGGGCCCUCUUAGCUCUGCUUGACAAGGAACAUAUGUUGGGACUUUUUUAAGAGGGGGGGGGGGAUGAGGCAAGUUUCUUAAAUUCCACCAAUAAAAAACUUAAUUUUU
Molecule: messenger RNA, 882 nt
Organism: Sphaerodactylus townsendi
Lineage: Eukaryota; Metazoa; Chordata; Lepidosauria; Squamata; Sphaerodactylidae
Gene: NAGK
Product: N-acetylglucosamine kinase
Exons: 7
Coding region: 74-760 (228 amino acids)
Molecular function (GO): N-acetylglucosamine kinase activity
Source: RefSeq, a predicted model, not a curated record